Molecule: messenger RNA, 1714 nt
Organism: Lucilia sericata (common green bottle fly)
Lineage: Eukaryota; Metazoa; Arthropoda; Insecta; Diptera; Calliphoridae
Product: WD repeat-containing protein 55 homolog
Exons: 2
Coding region: 141-1622 (493 amino acids)
Molecular function (GO): protein binding
Source: RefSeq, a predicted model, not a curated record
UAUUCUCUUUCUGUCACAUUUUCUGUUUUGAUUCCUCUGAAAAAAAGUGCGGAAUUGUGUUUUUUUUUUGUGUGUGUCGAUGAAGAAAAAGCGUGUUUUAAACUAAAAUUGGUAUUAGAUUUAUAAAUAAACAAAUAGAAAUGCAGAUGCGUCAACAUUUUAAAAAUCCUGAGGAACCCUCCGAUUCGGAUGAUAUAGACGAAUUGGCAGAUGCAGAGCUAGAAGAAGAUGAAGAAAUUAUAAUAGGCAAUGUGCGCCUAGUAGAACCAUGGAGUGAUGAGGACAUUGAAGACGAACCGGAAGGCGUCGAUGCAGAAUAUGAUAUUGGCAGUGAAGAUACCGAUGGUGAUGAUAGUUCGGAAUUUGACGAAAUGGCCACAGAUUCUGAUGAAUCCAUGAAUGAAGAAGAGAAAGAAACACAAGCAAAAACGAACAAUGCACAGGCCUCCUCCAGCAAGGACAAAUCCCAAAAGGGUGAUGAAGGUGACGGUGGUGGUGGCGGUGAUGAUGAAGGCGCCAGAUCGAUUUUGGAAUUGGAUGAAAAUGAGGAAGAUGAUGAGACCGUUAAAGCUAUUAUAGCUGCCAUUAAAAAACCUAAAACCUCACCACCAGAAAUUAAAAUAGAAGAUUUUGUUACCGAUAUCUGUUUUCAUCCUGAACGUGAUAUUAUUGCCUUGGCUACCAUCACCGGUGAUGUGUCUUUAUAUGAGUAUUCCAAUGAAGGCAAUAAACUUUUAAGAACUAUUGAGGUGCAUGCCAAGGCCUGUCGAGAUGUGGAAUUUACUCAAGAUGGUCGCAACAUAUUGACAUGUUCUAAAGACAAGUCAAUAAUGGUCACUGACAUGGAAACCGAAAAACUAAAAAAAUUCUAUGAAAGUGCCCAUGAAGAAGCCAUCAAUAAAUUGCAUGUUUUAGAUGAGAACAUCUUUGCCACUGGCGAUGAUAGUGGUACCGUUAAACUCUGGGACUUGAGAACAAAAAAUGAAAUAUUCUCCUUAAAAGAAGUCGAAGACUAUAUCACCCAAAUACUCACAAAUGAUGCAGGCAAAUUACUGCUAGUAACAAGUGGUGAUGGCUAUUUGACCACCAUUAAUAUUGCAGCCAGAAAACUGUAUGUACAAUCGGAACCUUACGAAGAGGAGUUGACCUGCAUGGGCAUCUAUCGCGGUGACUCCAAACUGGUAGUGGGUUCCUCUAAGGGUAAUCUGUAUACCUAUAAUUGGGGUCAGUUUGGCUAUCAUUGUGACAAAUUUCCCGGUGUCAAGUCUCCCAUGUCCGAAAUGAUACCCAUUACGGAUCGCAUAGCCUGUGUGGCUGGUGAAGAGGGUAUCAUACGUGCCGUUCACAUAGCACCGUUUCGUAAUCUGGGUGUUGUGGGCCAACACAGUAUGCCCAUCGAAUCUUUGGAUAUCAAUCAUUCGGGAGAGUUAAUAGCCUCAUCAUCACACAACAAUGAUGUACGUUUCUGGAAUGUUAAAUACUUUGAGGAAUUUGGCGAUAUCAAAUACAAUGAGAAACAUAAUAGUUACAAAGAGAAACGUCACAACCUACCAUCUUCGAAAGUUUCUAAUGCCUCAGAUUUCUUUUCUGAUUUAGCAAAGGGUAGCGGUGAUGAAGAGUAAAUUUAGUUUUUUUUUUUUUUGUAUUCUUUUGUAAACUUAUUUAUAAAGUAAAAAUAAAUAAAAGAAAAACGUUAAGAAAUUGUUGAUAAAUA